GGUACAUUGGCGCUCGCGGACUCUGAAAGUGGUUUGGCGAAGGACCACCAUCUUUGUGGUAUCCACCCGUCGAACUCAUGUCGUAGAUGACCCCCUGUGCGAACAGUGGUCUCUUGUCUUUCUCAAGGUUCUUCUGCAUUGUCGUCGUCGUCGUCUUCUUAUGAGAUGAGAGUGGUUCUGUAUUGCUUCACCUUAUGCGCUGCAAAAAAACCCACUAAUGUGCCGCCAUUUUUGUGUAUGGCGCGACACCUGUAACAAAAUUUUCUAUUCUCUCGUACACUGUAAAGUGUCGGUUUAGCAAGGCGUUGUUGCUCACGCUGCUUUCCGUGCUUUUAUGCUCCUCCAAGGUGAUUUACUCUUAAAUGUGAGCGCCAUUGCGGUGGUGUAACCCCCAACGGACCCCCCCUUGAGACUUGCCCCCACCUUUAUCUCUUGUGGCAAAAAGCAAAGCCGUUCUUAACUUCUUUUUAUUUCCAUGUUUACACUGCUUUCCGAAUCGAAGAUUGUUUUCCGCGUGCUCUCUGCACGAUCAUCAUCGUCAUCAUCUCUUCCUCCUCGUCAACUGUCUUGUCUUGUGUAUGUGAGAAAAUGGAAAAGUAUCGCCAGAGGUACGAAAGUGAUGAGCAUUGGGCUUUGCGGCGAAGCUUUAUAGAGCGUCAUUACGGGAGCAUGCCUGAAAACAAGCUGCUGUGUCUCGCCCAAGUCUUCGCAAACGUGGAGAUCUUGGGAUGCCGAUAUCCUGAAGACGUAAUGCUACGUGUACAACGGCUCGCGGGAAGCUCCAAAGAUUGCGCACCCUUUGAACGGAUGACAUUCGUUAAAGAACGCGAAAGCAGUGAGCCAUCAACGCCUCCUAAUGAUAAAGCCAUCCGUCGAAAACGGAAUGGUGAGAGCACGUGUGAACCGGCCGUUAAACGUACACCACAUUCCGAGCAGCCAAGUAAGUUGAGCAGCUUAGGUGAGCUGAUAAAGCGGGGAACUCUACCUGGUGCAAACAUUGUAGAGAAGUUUUAUCUCGCAGCGCAGAAAGUGCGCGUGACAGUAAUGUGCGAUAUAAAAGAGCUUUGCGGGCGGUUCACCUGUAAGCUGUCUUUGGAUGGCGUAGAUGUGGCAGAAGGGAGUGGAAGCAGAAAGAAAGUGGCCAAGACGAACGCAAUCCAAGCUGCCUGGGAACAGCUCCAAGAUCGCACGAAAAUUACUACCCAUGAAAUAACGGAUCAGCAGGAUGGAACGAGGCGAGAAGAAUGUUUGGACAAUAUUAGGCUUCACUUUCCAAACUUUGUUAUCGUCGAAAAUAGUAAGGAGACAUCUGCACUGAACGUGCUCAGUAUGUCGUCCUCCCUUAACAAGGCCAAGUGCAUGGUAAAGAGUGAAGAGGGCGAUGGAUGCAGAGUUGGAUUUCUCUACAUUAAUGGUGUAGUGAUUGGUAGAGGAAGCGGCGAAAACAGCAAGGUGGCCAAAACAGAAGCGGCUAAAAAUGCACUAUGCCUGCUACGGAAACUUCGACCGACAAUACGGAUUAAACAGCUCGACAGUUGUUCUGGAGAGGAACUAACCAAAGAAAUGGUUUCUGAGAGCAGCCACCAGGAGGAAGAGAAAAACGUCAAGAUAGCGGAUGACAAUGUCGGCUUCAAGUUGCUCAAAUUAAUGGGAUGGUCCGGUGGUGGGAUGGGAAAAGAAGAGUCUGGUAUCAUAGACCCCAUUGUGCCAAAGGAAACUAUCCGCAGAGCGGGACUCGGCUUCCAGGCAAACAAGCGACGAGUCGUAGAAGAAACUAAUGGUGGAGUGAGUGUUACUUUCAAGAAGAAGGUAACAAACGUGGUCCGUGAAUUUGCAAAGACUGUUGCGUUGAAGGAUCUGGUCUUCUCUCCGGAGUUUGACUCGGAAGAGCGCAAGUACAUACACAGCGUUGCCAACCGGUUCGGUUUGAAGAGCGUCAGUCGCAACGGACCCGAGGGACGCUUUUUGACGCUUAGGCACAAGUUUACCGCUCAAGCUCUUCUGGAGAAGCUUCUGGAGUUGGGGUCAACAGAGAAGUACCAAGUCAUACUGCCUCAAGUUGGUGCUUAGACAGCCAAACGGGAUUCAGUGUGAAGAUUAAACUUUGAAGGUUGGCACGGAAGGUUGAAAGAAAAUUGCAUUUGCUGCAGCAGCGGCAGAUUGUGCUGAAUGUUUCUUAAAAUGGUUCACCUCAUUGGGAUAAGGUAUUAUGUCAUGAGUGAUAAAAUUGUGGAUGAGUGUUAGUGAAAAGACACAAUAGACAUCCAUAACAGUGACAUACUAUGUGUGUGCAGAUAAACCUAACUGGCAUUUGCGCACAUAG
This is a messenger RNA of Ornithodoros turicata, 2323 nucleotides long. Its product is annotated as NF-kappa-B-repressing factor-like. Bases 589 to 2070 code for a protein of 493 amino acids. The transcript has a single exon. The record is from RefSeq and is a predicted model, not a curated record. Gene Ontology annotation, molecular function: nucleic acid binding. Lineage: Eukaryota; Metazoa; Arthropoda; Arachnida; Ixodida; Argasidae.